AUGAGUAGUUUUUGCAACAGGAAUCGGAAAAUCGAGGAAGCGGAGCUGGAAAAGCGAUUGCUCGAAGAAUAUCGGAAAGAGGUGGCGAAUUGUGAUGAGCACGGUUUGAGCACACAACAUAUUGGUGAGCAAUUAGGGGGUUAUUUAUUAUAGGGUAAUAAAAACCACAUGUGGGGAUUUAGCCUAAGUACUUGGAGGUAAUUGGGCUUCGAAAAUUGCAGGAGACGAAUGGAUGCGACGGAAGAUUCGCGAAAUAUGCGGAUACCACGUUUCGGAUCGAUGGAUCAAACAAUUCCGCAAGCGGAAUCACAUCCGCUAUUUCAGCGGACGCCGGCAUUUUGUCGCGGAGCCCCCGCGGCCCCGCGAGCAGCCAGUGGCGAUUCGCGAACGUCGCGCCGCCCCAACACAGCCGCGACGCGGCGAAUACAGCGAGAUAGAUUCGCGGGUCGCGGAAGAGAUCCGGCGACGCCACGUGGCUGGCGAAAGGUUGACGAAUCCCUGGAUUCUGGACUUCGCGCGGAAAUUAGCUGGGGAAAUUUAUCCGGAAGAUGUGGGUGUUGCCGAAUUUUUCGAUAUGAAUUGGUUGUAUCGAUUCAAGCGCAGAUAUUGUGUGGAUUUAAAGGUACAUGGGUUGGGGGUCAUGACGUGGCAAAAAGAGCUAUUAGACAAAAGGUCACAAAACGGUCAUUUUUAAGCCCUGGGCUUAAAUUUACAUUAGUGAUAAACGAUAGAAAAUGAUGAAUUACGUCGUUUAGAACCAAAAAUUUACAAAUUUUGUCACAUAACAAUGAAAAUUUCGAAAAACCCCUAACCUAACCAAUCCUAAAUCCAUUAAUUAAUAUUUAUCCUAAACCCAACCCAAAAAUAAAAAUAAAUCUAAUAUUAAUGGGUCAACUGAGCAGAUGUUUUAGAUAAAAAGGAGAACAAAAGAAACAAAUGUUGCGUAACUAGAAAAAAGAAAGAAAAAAUAUAUAUCUUUCAAUACAUAUUAAAUUCGAUCGAUUGAGAUGCGAAGGAUUUUAGGACUCAAACGUCUUUUUUGAGGAAAAAUUAGACUUUUUGGUACAAAUGGGUUUUUGGUGACAAAAAUUGGCUUAACAUGAGCAUUUACAGUUAAAAACUAGGCAUUUCAGCCUGAAAACAGGCUUUUUGGGAUGAAGAUAGGCUUUUCAGUAUUAAAACCGGGUUUUCAGCUUACAAGUAGCUUCUCUAGCCAAAAAACAGUCUUUUCAGCCAAAAAACUAAGGCAUUUCAGCAUAUAACUCAGUUUUCAGCGUGAAAAUGAUAUUUUCAGUCUGCAGAUAGGGGUUUAGGCCUAAAAACAGCGCUAGAAAAGCAUUUUCAGUCUAAAAACCAGGGUUUUCAGUAUUAUUUUCGGCGUUUAAGCCUAAAAUGUGAAUUUUCAGUCAAAAACUAGGCUUUUGAGCAUAAAGAUAGCCCAGGAAGCUUGAAAAUAGCAUUUUAAAAGGUUGGUGCUUUCCUGGUGAAAAAAUCGUCUGCAAAAAGGCGUCACCGUGUUAUUUUCAAAGUUGUGUGCAAACACACACACAAAAAUUCAAAAACAAGUUGUGCGCUAGAGCGCAUUUACAUGCUUUAUUUCGUAGGUUUUAAUUCGCUUGUGUUUUUGAGGAAAAACAUGGGCUGAAUUGAUACUAGAAUUUUUUCUAAAACUGGAACCUUCCAGGAGCACCUUAUUCUUAUCUAAACCAAGCAAGAUUCCUUGGCGGAGGACCAACCCUUUAAGCACAUUUUCAGCAUAAAAAUACUCUUUCUAGUCUAAUAAUAUCAUUUUCAGCUUCCAAUUAGCUUUUCUAGCCCAAAAAUACCAUUUCCAGCCUCAAAACCCUCUUUCUAGUCUAAAAUGAGCAUUUUCAGCCUCAAAACACCAUUUCUAGUGUGAAAAUAGCAUUUUCAGUCCAAAAAUACCAUUUUCAGCCUAAAAAUGAGCAUUUUCAGCCUAAAAAUGAGCAUUUUCAGCCUCAAAACACCGUGCUGCCUCCUCCUCCAGCACCGCCAUCAAAUCUACCAAAACCCAUUCCUCUCUACUUCGACUACUACCUCUACACCCAAAUGAUGCUCAACAAUAUUCUCCAAACACCGUGUCAAAAUAGUACCUAA
Caenorhabditis angaria is the source of this 2118-nucleotide messenger RNA. The record is from the annotation of a GenBank genome assembly. Lineage: Eukaryota; Metazoa; Nematoda; Chromadorea; Rhabditida; Rhabditidae.